Messenger RNA from Ipomoea nil (Japanese morning glory), 1145 nucleotides. RefSeq names its product VQ motif-containing protein 20-like. Gene Ontology annotation, cellular component: nucleus. Lineage: Eukaryota; Viridiplantae; Streptophyta; Magnoliopsida; Solanales; Convolvulaceae. The transcript has a single exon. Bases 249 to 1037 code for a protein of 262 amino acids. The record is from RefSeq and is a predicted model, not a curated record.
UACACAAAAAACUAUAAUGCGCCGAUUAAUGUGCUGCAAUCCAUAUCGAUCGAUUUCACACUGUUAUUAAUUCCCUAUAAAUAUCAUUCCAUAACUUAACUCAAACCGCUUAGACUCCUCCUCCCUACCAUAGUUCUUCCAUCUCCAAUCUCGAUCAACUAACAUCGCAAGCUUCGAUUACACACACUCACCUCCAAUCUUGUUGUGAAUUCUGGAUUCCUCCUUAUUUUAUUAUAUUGAUCGUCAUCAUGAGCCCAUCGCCUUUUCAAGGCUAUAAUCAUCAGAUUAUGAUGAGCAGAACAACCAACCCGGCAUUGAAGAUCAAUCCGGGCUCUCGUUUCAUCAAGAAAUCGUCACCGCCGCCGCCCUCACCGCCGUUGCAGCCGCCGCCGCCGCCGCCGUCUGUUUUAGAUGGUCCCACGGCCACCAUUCCCGGUGGCGGGCCUCGCCACCCGGUGAUUAUCUACACGCAUUCUCCCAAGGUCAUCCGGGCCCACCCCAAGGAUUUCAUGGCUCUCGUGCAGAAGCUCACCGGCUAUUCCGCCCCUCCCUCAUCUCCGCCGUCUCCGCCAUCUCCGCCGUCUCCUCCACAGCCUUUGCCGGUGCCUUGCGACGAAUAUUUAAUCACUGAAAUAGAUACGAAUAAUAAUAAUAACAGUGAUCACAGCAGCAGCAAUAAGAGCAGCCGUGAUGACGUCAUCAGUGGAAGAUAUAAUUGGUUGAUGAUGGAAGAUAAGGACUCGACGACGUCAGCUGUGAUGGAUGAGAAGGUAGGGACCUGUAGUAUAGGCCAUGAUUUUGAUCCAAAAAACAAUAGUAAAUUUCAUUUUGAUAAUAAUAAUGAAUUUAUCAAUAAUAUGUCAUAUUUUGAUCCAACCUCCAUGGAUUUCCGGUUUCCAAGUCCACCAUUUGAUAAUUUUGGAGAUUCAUUGGUUUUGAAUGGAAGCUCCAUUUCUUCUCCCCCUUCUUCAUUGGCCACGAAAGGUAGCUCCACCGGUGUAGGUUCCCCGGAGAGUGUGAUGGAUUUUCCGUCCUGAUUUUUUGGGGUGAGGGUUUAUACAUAAAAUUAUUCUUAGGAUUUUCAGGCUUUUUUUCUGAUUUUUUUUUAAUGAAUUAGAGGUGUUGCUUUGUCAAUAAUAUUGCAU